Messenger RNA from Prorocentrum cordatum, 261 nucleotides. The record is from the annotation of a GenBank genome assembly. Lineage: Eukaryota; Dinophyceae; Prorocentrales; Prorocentraceae.
GACAGGGGCGACGACAGAGACGCUGGGCCCAAGAAGGUGUCCAGGAGGCCUGCGGAGCCGGGCUGCAACAUCUGCAUCUUCCGUUUGCCCCACGAUUGGGACGAGCCUGAGCUCCAGCGGCACUUCGACCACUUCGGCGAGGUCGUCUCUUGCACGGUGGUCAAGGACAACGAGUCGGGAGCGUCGCGCGGCUUCGGCUUCGUGGGCUUCACCUCGAAGGAGUCCGUGCGGAAGUCCAUCAUGGGCAUGGACGGGCUGCCG